GGAGCAGUUAUGAUGCUAUAUUGGCUAAUAACCCAAGAGAAUUUGGUCGGAUAGAAAGGCCAACAUAUGAUGCGCGAAAUCUGCUUGACGAUCGCGAACAAUUUCGUAAAGUGAUUUAUAGUCUCUCGCAAACUGAGGAGGAAAUUGAAGAGGAGAAAUUGUGUGAUGACGAGCGGUGGGCGGAUUUGGAUUCUGAAGCGGAAGAUAUGUAUGAUUUCUCGGAAGAAGAACGGGAUGUGUACAUUGAAGACAAACAACAAGAGACCAUAGAAGAAAAAUCAGAAGAGCAAGUAAAUGUUACUGAAAAUUCUGAAUAUACGCCCAAAUUUGUUGUACCGCGAAAGAUGGUUACGCCGAAAAGCGAAAGAGUCGACGAAAUAAUCGAAAGAACCGCGAGGUUUUUAAAUACCAGUAAUGAUCCACAAAUAGAGAUUGUACUGGAAGCGAAACAGGCGAAUAACCCAAGCUUCAGUUUUCUAAAUAAGGACGAUCAAUUAUAUCCAUAUUACAGACAUGUUAGAUUGCUCUUGCAAACUGGGUUAUUUGCUUAUGGCAAUGGCAGCGACGAAGGUGAAUCAAGCCAAGAGGAUGAGGACGAAGAAACGGCGAGUGAACUACCAACGCAAGUUGAAGCAAAUGAAGAAAGAUCGCCACAGAUUUUGGACCAACAGAAUAUAAUUGAUGAGGUAGUUGGCCCCAAGGAAGAGCAUGAAAACGGACAAAUACUAAAUCAUCAUCCGAAUGGAGUGAAUGCGUCUAAGCCGUCUUCUGGAACCAAACUUCCGCCUAAACCUUAUGGACCCGCUGUUGUACCACCACCCGAGAUUCAACUCGUGAUUGAUGAACUCGCAGCUUACAUUGCUAAAAGUGACCCAUCUUUUGAAUCAAAAAUUCGCGCACAACAUAUCGACGAUCCGAAAUAUAGUUUUCUUUUGCCGUGGAAUGAAUAUAAUCCAUAUUACAAGUUUAAAAUUCAAGAUGAAAGAAAUCUUUUGGGAAAAACUAAAAAAGAGGAACGGCAUCAACAGCAGAAUCGAGAAACCGAAAUCAAUAGGGCAUCGGAAAAAGAAGUGAAUGUUGAUUAUGAAACACCAUCAGAUUCAGAAAGUUCGCUGUCGGAUUGA
Ambispora leptoticha is the source of this 1124-nucleotide messenger RNA. The record is from the annotation of a GenBank genome assembly. NCBI's taxonomy places the organism in Eukaryota, Fungi, Glomeromycota, Glomeromycetes, Archaeosporales, Ambisporaceae.